ACUGCCAGUGCUGUGCCGGAUCAGCUGCUGGACCAACAGGAAGGGGUGGAGCUGCUGCGCGGCUGACUGCUUAGCCGGCAGCUGACCACAGCGAAGGGUAAUCGGGUGUCCCCAGCGCACUCGGGGCCCUGAGGGCCAGCCAGGCCUAGGCCAGUGCGGACCGGAGGGGCAAACCGACCCUGUCCGGGAAGCCUGGCAAUGCCCUGCCACGGAGUGUCACCAGGCCACGGCCACCCCAGGUCCGGCUGGGAUCAGGGAUUUGAGAGACCCCCAGAAGCCUCCAGUCUGGGACGCCUGUGGAUCGCCCUAAGCCUGACGCUGGUGCUGAUUCUGUGUGACUCCAUGAUGUUCUGGGCUCCUGCCGGAGCGCAUCCUCUUCCUGCUCAAAACUACCCUUCCAGGUUCAGUGGCGCGGCGCCCCAGCUCCAGGCCGCCUUUGGGUGGUGGAACCUCACUUGUCCAGUCUGCAAAGGCCUGUUCACCGCUAUCGACUUCGGGCUGAAGAAGGAACCUAAUGUGGAGCGCCUGGGCUCCGUGGCCACCUCGCUGUGCAAGCUACUAAAGAUAGCGCCCCCCAACGUGUGCGAGUCCGCUGUGCGUCUCUUUGAGGACGACAUGGUAGAAGUAUGGACCCGUUCGGUGCUGAGCCCAUCUGAGGCCUGUGGCUUGCUCCUGGGCUCCACCUGUGGGCACUGGGACGUCUUCUCGUCUUGGAAUGUUUCUUUGCCAGCAGUGCCAAAGCCACCCCCCAAGCCACCCAGCCCACCAGCCCCGGGUGCCCCUGUCAGCCGCAUCCUCUUCCUCACUGACCUGCACUGGGAUCAUGACUACCUGGAGGGCACAGACCCUAACUGUGUGGACCCCUUGUGCUGCCGCCGGGGCUCUGGCCAGCCCCCUACCUCGAAGCCGGGCGCUGGAUACUGGGGCGAGUACAGCAAGUGUGACCUGCCCCUGCGGACCCUGGAGAACAUGUUGAGUGGGCUGGGCCAGGCUGGCCCUUUUGAUAUGGUGUACUGGACAGGAGACAUCCCUGCCCACGAUGUCUGGCAGCAGUCCCGAAAGGAUCAGCUGCGGGCCCUGAACACCAUCACUGACCUCGUGAAGAAGUUCCUCGGGCCGGUGCCAGUCUACCCUGCUGUUGGCAACCACGAGAGCACUCCUGUCAAUAGCUUCCCUCCCCCCUUCAUAAAAGGCAACCAGUCCUCCAACUGGCUGUAUGAGGCCAUGGCCCAGACCUGGGAGCCCUGGCUGACCACUGAAGCCCUUCAAACCCUCAGAAUUGGGGGAUUCUAUGCCCUCUCCCCACGCCCUGGCCUCCGCCUCAUCUCUCUCAAUAUGAAUUUUUGUUCCCGUGAGAACUUCUGGCUCUUGAUCAACUCCACAGAUCCUGCUGGACAGCUCCAGUGGCUCAUAGGAGAGCUUCAGGCUGCUGAGGACAGAGGAGACAAAGUGCAUAUAAUCGGCCACAUUCCCCCAGGGCACUGCCUGAAGAGCUGGAGCUGGAAUUAUUAUCGAAUUGUGUCUAGGUAUGAGAACACUCUGGCUGGUCAGUUCUUCGGCCACACACACGUGGAUGAGUUUGAGAUCUUCUAUGAUGAGGAGACUCUGAGUCGGCCUCUGUCCGUAGCUUUCCUGGCACCUAGCGCCACCACCUACAUCAGCCUUAACCCUGGGUACCGGGUCUACCAAAUCGAUGGAAACUACCCCGGGAGCUCCCACGUGGUCCUGGAUCACGAGACCUACAUCCUGAACCUAACGCAGGCAAAUGUGCCGGGAGCCACGCCGCACUGGCAGCGCCUCUACAGGGCUCGGGAAACCUACGGGCUGCCCAACGCACUGCCUGCCGCCUGGCACGACCUGGUAUACCGCAUGCGGGAUGACACGCAGCUCUUCCAGACCUUCUGGUUUCUCUACCACAAGGGCCACCCGCCCUUGGAGCCCUGCGGCACACCCUGCCGCCUCACCACUCUGUGCGCCCAACUCUCCGCCCGUGCUGACAGCCCAGCGCUCUGCCGCCACCUGGUGCCCAAUGGGACUUUCCCAGAUGUCCAGCGCUGGUCGCCAAGGCCCGCAUUCUGCUAGGACCUCAGGUACAGUCGGGAACGCUUGUUCAUGUCUUAGGAAAGCAGCAAAAGCCCAGAGCGCUGCUGCCAUUCAACCUGGCAAGGACAUCCUGUGGAAGAGCCUAUCCUCGGGCCCCAAGGAUGCCUCGAAACAGGACGUUCCUUCCUGGAGCCAGGCUGGCCACAUGUGGGAGCGGGCUUGCCUGCUCUCUAUGUACCCAGGACCUAGACUGCUGUCCAUUAUCACAGCCACGGAACAGAGGCCGAAGUGCCUUGGACAGCCAGACAGGAGCUGUCACUUGAGGUCGAUGCUACUGCUACCUGAUCUGCCAGGAUGAUGAAAUAAAGAUAAAGAGACUUGGACUCCA
Messenger RNA from Cavia porcellus (domestic guinea pig), 2431 nucleotides. RefSeq names its product sphingomyelin phosphodiesterase 1 (gene Smpd1). The record is from RefSeq and is a predicted model, not a curated record. Gene Ontology annotation, molecular function: acid sphingomyelin phosphodiesterase activity. Gene Ontology annotation, biological process: sphingomyelin catabolic process; ceramide biosynthetic process. The transcript is spliced from 6 exons. Gene Ontology annotation, cellular component: lysosome. Bases 199 to 2082 code for a protein of 627 amino acids. Lineage: Eukaryota; Metazoa; Chordata; Mammalia; Rodentia; Caviidae.